Ictalurus punctatus (channel catfish) is the source of this 1912-nucleotide messenger RNA. RefSeq names its product small nuclear RNA activating complex, polypeptide 3 (gene snapc3). Gene Ontology annotation, molecular function: core promoter sequence-specific DNA binding; RNA polymerase III type 3 promoter sequence-specific DNA binding; bent DNA binding. The record is from RefSeq and is a predicted model, not a curated record. Gene Ontology annotation, biological process: snRNA transcription by RNA polymerase III; snRNA transcription by RNA polymerase II. NCBI's taxonomy places the organism in Eukaryota, Metazoa, Chordata, Actinopteri, Siluriformes, Ictaluridae. The transcript has 9 exons. Bases 48 to 1199 code for a protein of 383 amino acids. Gene Ontology annotation, cellular component: snRNA-activating protein complex.
UCGCUAUUUGAUGACGUUGCUUGACGCGCCAGGAGGCGGAAGUAAACAUGGCGGAAGGCGGCGAUACGAACGCAGUGAACGAAAACGUACCGGUUUAUGAACACGUCGGAGUCAACUCCAAACCUUUUCACCUCGGUAGCUUUAGAGAUUUGUGGCUAAGCGUGCUAAAACCGGAAGACUACUCUUUUAACGAGACUUCCGGUGAAAUAGAGGACGCGCAGUUUAUAGAGGAGCUGGGAAUCACACCGCAAACGCUGGAGGAGCUUAAAACUAUCUGCAGUCCUGAUUCUCUUCGCUGUCAUGCUGAAGAUGAAACUCCUGAUCCUGACCUGGUUCCUGCAAACCCUCAGCUCGCCACCUUAAAACUGAGGAAGAGGAGGCUGGACUAUAAGAAGACUCUCAUACGGGACAUUGUAGGACGACACGACAUGUUCUCUAAUGAGCUGGAAAUGCUGUCUCUGGGCAGGAGAGCUGAAGAUGCCUCAGACACCGUUCCCGAGGGGGAAAUCAUCCUCACCUUUAAUAUCAUGUAUCCUGUCCUGUUUGUCCGAUUUAGACACGUGAGGGCGUACCAGACGCUGCAUGUUCUGGGCUCGCAGAAGCUCACUGAGCUCCGAGACGCCAUCUGCUGCGUGAGCGACCUGCAAGUGUUCGGAGAGUUCAGUAACACACCCGAUAUGGUGCCUCAGUUCAUCAGCAAGGAUCAUUACAAAUCUGCGUUCUUCUUCUUCGAGGGGAUUUUCUACAACGACAUGCGCUUCCCCGAGUGUCGUGAUAUCAGCACUGUGACACGUGAUUGGGCCAAAACCCGAGGUUUCCCCGAGUUUAAUACGGCUAAGAUGGAGGAGGCGACGUUCAGUGAUCUGAGGAUGAAGGUGGGAUACCCGUACCUGUACUGCCAUCAGGGAGACUGUGAACACGUCCUCAUCCUCACAGACGUCAGGCUGGUCCAUAAGGACGACUGCUUGGACAGGAAGUUGUAUCCACUGCUGUCACACAAGCACAGAGUCAUGACCCGGAAGUGCUGCGCGUGUCACCUGUACAUCAGCAGGUGGAUCACGACGAACGACACGCUCGCGCCGAUGGAUCCGUGUCUGUACUGCGAUCAGUGUUUCCGUCUCCUGCACUACGACCAACACGGCAACAAACGGGGCGACUUCCAGGCGUACGCUUACGUCGACCCCGGAGCCUUUAACUGAGCGCGCUCCGAGCGACGCGCUCCGGACUCCUCCUGUUAUCCUUGUAUAAAUAUUUAUUCUCCUCAGCGUUUACUUGUAGCUGGGAAUCAUUUUGUUUUCGACUAAAUGAUCACGGCAUGAGAUGACUUGUUGAUGUUCAACAUGUAGAGAUUUCUGUUCAGUUGAAAGCCGAAGCAUUGUCGUGUUCACCUCCUGUGUUUCGGUUUGUAAAUGUCACGCUCCAGCAGGUGUCGGAACACGAGGCGGGAAUUUCAGCUCGAGACGUGCGGUGAGGGGAAGAACAGCAGCGCGUGCGGUUAACCAUGUUGUUUCCUGUGUGUUUUACCCACAAUGCACUACUGUGGAACAAACCUGGCCAAAAAUGAUGUCAUUCAACACCGUGUCCUCCAUUAACCUCAGUCGUGUUUCAUUCCCUGCUCCAGCUUUCUGAAAAUUUCCCCACCGACGGCGACCUACACGGAACGAACGAGCGCCGCGUCCGUACACUCGACUGUUCAACAGUUAACUUUAUUUUUAAUAAGAAAGCAGAACACUUUACAACGGGCGUGUUCAUAUAAACCUGCGAUUACAAACCAAACCUUCUGACCAAUCGGAAUCCAGCAGCAGCUGAACCGCACGCAGCGCCGCUUCCGAUUUCCACUGAUGUAUUAUUUGUAUCGUUGUUUGUUUUUUUUAUGUAUCUGGUGGAAAAUAAACGAGACGGUGAAGGUGGA